This is a messenger RNA of Brassica napus (rape), 916 nucleotides long. RefSeq lists its product as uncharacterized. Bases 96 to 626 code for a protein of 176 amino acids. Lineage: Eukaryota; Viridiplantae; Streptophyta; Magnoliopsida; Brassicales; Brassicaceae. The record is from RefSeq and is a predicted model, not a curated record. The transcript has a single exon.
UGAACCACACAUGAAUAUAUUGACCGCUUAUAAAUACAAAACCUUCAGAGACAUAUAUUGAAUAUAUAAAAAAAAAAAUAUAAGAAGCUUGGGUCAUGGCACCAAACGGGAGAAGGAAGAGCGUGAGCGGAAGCGUGGUAAAGCCUCCACCGCCACCGAAGCUAGCGCAGGCAUCACUGCAUAGGACCCUAUCAGACAUAUCAUUGGAUUUCCACAGAGAAGAGAAAGGACUAGGGACGAUAACAGAGGUGGAGAAGGCAAAGUGCGAGUGCUGCGGGAUGAGGGAGGAGUGCACCAUGGAGUACAUAGAGAAGGUGAGGGAGAAGUUCUUGGGAAAGUGGAUUUGCGGUCUCUGCUCAGAGGCGGUAAAGGAGGAGAGAGAGAAGAAGGAGGAGAAUGGGCUAGAAGGAGCCUUGAAGGAGCAUAUGAGCGCUUGCCUAAGGUUCAACAAGCUUGGAAGAAAGUAUCCUGCUCUCUUUCAAGCUGAGGCCAUGAGAGAUAUGCUCAGGAAAAGUACGAGGAGGAGUCAGUCUAUCAGCCCUAAACCCAUGUCUACUAUUCACAAUAAGCCUGCCAUUUCCCGUACUUCAAGCUGUAUGCCUGCCAUCACCAGAGACCUUAAUUAAUCAUUUCACUCUCUCUUUUAAUAUAUAUAUAUAUAUAUAUAUCAUUUCGCUUAAUUUGUCUAAUAUAAGCAUUAAUUAUCAUAACAUUUAGUUUACUCGUCCCUAAUACACACUUAAUUAUAUAUAUAAGCUAAUAAAAUGAGAUAUUCUUGAUCCAACUGGUUAAGUGUGUGCCAACAACAUUCAAUGUACAGUGUGUAUCUUACAAGUACGGUAAUUAUUAAUUAAACACUAGAUGCCCGUUGGGAUGAUGGGGACCAUGCACUACUUUUAUUAUAUUUUUUUGUGAA